Messenger RNA from Antechinus flavipes (yellow-footed antechinus), 1637 nucleotides. It is a transcript of the gene PSMC1, whose product is annotated as proteasome 26S subunit, ATPase 1. Gene Ontology annotation, cellular component: proteasome regulatory particle, base subcomplex. The transcript is spliced from 11 exons. Gene Ontology annotation, molecular function: proteasome-activating activity; ATP hydrolysis activity; ATP binding. Gene Ontology annotation, biological process: proteasome-mediated ubiquitin-dependent protein catabolic process. Bases 87 to 1409 code for a protein of 440 amino acids. Lineage: Eukaryota; Metazoa; Chordata; Mammalia; Dasyuromorphia; Dasyuridae. The record is from RefSeq and is a predicted model, not a curated record.
AUUGCAGGGAAGUCUGUCCCGACGCGGCCGCCGUAGCGAGACGCACUUCCGGCGUCGAAGAAGACUGUAGGGGAGCUGGGAGCGCGAUGGGUCAAAGUCAAAGUGGUGGACAUGGUCCAGGAGGUGGCAAGAAGGAUGACAAGGACAAGAAAAAGAAGUAUGAGCCUCCUGUUCCAACUAGAGUGGGGAAAAAGAAGAAGAAAACAAAGGGACCAGAUGCUGCCAGCAAAUUGCCACUUGUAACACCUCACACACAGUGCAGGCUAAAAUUAUUGAAAUUGGAGAGAAUUAAAGAUUAUCUUCUCAUGGAAGAAGAGUUCAUCAGAAAUCAAGAACAAAUGAAACCUCUGGAAGAAAAGCAAGAGGAAGAACGAUCAAAGGUGGAUGAUCUGAGAGGGACCCCAAUGUCUGUAGGGACCUUGGAGGAGAUCAUUGAUGAUAAUCAUGCUAUUGUGUCUACCUCAGUGGGAUCAGAGCAUUAUGUCAGCAUUCUAUCAUUUGUAGACAAGGAUCUGCUAGAGCCAGGAUGUUCUGUGCUUCUCAACCAUAAGGUUCAUGCUGUGAUAGGAGUUCUGAUGGAUGACACAGAUCCUCUUGUUACGGUAAUGAAAGUAGAGAAGGCCCCCCAGGAGACAUAUGCUGAUAUUGGUGGAUUGGACAACCAAAUUCAAGAAAUUAAGGAAUCUGUGGAGCUUCCCCUCACUCAUCCUGAGUAUUAUGAGGAGAUGGGUAUUAAACCACCUAAAGGAGUCAUUCUCUACGGCCCGCCUGGCACAGGUAAAACCUUGUUAGCCAAAGCUGUAGCAAACCAGACCUCAGCUACAUUCCUCAGAGUUGUUGGUUCUGAGCUUAUACAGAAGUACUUAGGAGAUGGGCCCAAGCUUGUUCGAGAAUUGUUCCGAGUAGCUGAGGAACAUGCUCCAUCGAUUGUUUUCAUUGAUGAAAUUGAUGCCAUUGGGACCAAAAGGUAUGAUUCAAAUUCAGGUGGAGAAAGAGAAAUUCAGCGAACAAUGUUGGAAUUAUUGAACCAGUUGGAUGGGUUUGACUCUAGAGGAGAUGUAAAAGUGAUUAUGGCCACAAACCGAAUAGAGACUUUGGAUCCAGCACUAAUCAGACCAGGCCGUAUUGACCGAAAGAUUGAGUUCCCUCUGCCAGACGAAAAGACCAAGAAGCGCAUUUUUCAGAUUCAUACAAGCAGAAUGACUUUGGCAGAUGAUGUAACUUUAGAUGAUUUGAUCAUGGCUAAAGAUGACUUGUCUGGAGCAGAUAUUAAGGCAAUUUGUACAGAAGCUGGUCUCAUGGCCUUAAGAGAACGUAGAAUGAAAGUAACAAAUGAAGACUUCAAAAAAUCUAAAGAAAAUGUACUUUAUAAGAAACAAGAAGGCACCCCAGAGGGACUGUAUCUCUAAUUGAACCAUGCUGCCUUCAUGAGAGUUGUUGGGAGCUUUCCAAACCCCCUGAACUAAUAACACUGGGAGAACUGAAGGGGCACAUGUGCUCCAGUAGGCCUUUCUGAGCAAAGGGUUUUUUUAUAUAUUACUCAAAUAGGAUGUGUGGGGUACCUAUUGAACUGUGCUAGUCUUUUGUUCACUGUGCUACACUGUAUUCCACAAUAAAAUAUUCGCUUUCAGAAGGCA